This is a messenger RNA of Macadamia integrifolia, 414 nucleotides long. Its product is annotated as B3 domain-containing protein At1g05930-like. The record is from RefSeq and is a predicted model, not a curated record. Gene Ontology annotation, molecular function: DNA binding. Bases 1 to 414 code for a protein of 137 amino acids. NCBI's taxonomy places the organism in Eukaryota, Viridiplantae, Streptophyta, Magnoliopsida, Proteales, Proteaceae. The transcript is spliced from 2 exons.
AUGUUUGUAGCGAGUGUUUCUUUCUCUGUAAUGCAAGUUGCGUUUUUACAGGAGAAGACACUAAUAGCUACUAUUGCGAGUUCAGGUUAUGGCCGUCAAUCCAUUCCAGAAAGCAGAGUAAAGGUUGAAAAGUUCGUAAGUGAUGCAGAGAGAAGGCAAGCAUCACACAGUGAGACACCUGUAGAUGCUCUGGUUUUGGUAAUGGGAGCCCAAAAGCCUGAAUCGUGGAGCUUCAUCUUUAAGAAAUGGAUGAUGAACAAAACUGGCAUUUAUGUGUUAAUCAAAAACUGGGCCAAAUUGGUGGUGGACAAAAAAUUACAAGAGGGUGAUACAGUCCAGAUCUGGUCCUUCAGAAGUUUACCAAAUGGAGGACGGAAGAAGCUUUGUUUUGCAAUUAAUGUUCUUCAGGGAUGA